AUGGAAGAAGACCUAAAUUCGACCAUCGCCAACGCCACCAGCAAAGCCAUCAAACCGACCGAAUGGACCGACGACCUGGCGUUGGCCGUCAAGGCCGCCAUCAUGGGCUCCAUCAUCAUAGCCUCGAUAUUCGGCAAUCUCUUGGUCAUCGUCUCCGUCAUGCGACACCGGAAACUCCGCAUCAUCACCAACUACUACGUGAUAUCGCUGGCUUUAGCCGACAUGCUGGUGGCGAUGUUCGCCAUGACCUUCAACGCCAGCGUGCAAAUCUACGGCGAAUGGAAGUUCGGCUAUUUCAUGUGCGACGUGUGGAACUCUCUAGACGUGUACUUCUCCACUUCAUCCAUAUUGCACCUCUGUUGCAUCAGCGUCGAUCGUUACUACGCCAUCGUCAAACCGCUCAAAUACCCGUUGACGAUGACCAAAAACGUCGUCGCCUUCAUGAUACUCAACACGUGGCUCAGCCCGGCCGUCAUCAGCUUCCUGCCGAUAUUCAAAGGCUGGUACACGACGCAGGCCAACCAGGAGUUCCGCAACGGCCACCAAGACAUCUGCGAGUUCAUCGUCAACAAGCCGUACGCCGUCAUCAGCAGCAGCAUCUCCUUUUGGAUACCGUGCACCAUCAUGAUCUUCAUGUAUUUGGCCAUCUUCAGGGAGGCCAAUCGGCAGGAGCGCGAGAUGUUCCACCGGCACGGCGCCGCCAUGUUGCUACACCAAAACAACACCAACGGCGACAUGUUGUCCAAUUCGGGCGGCUCGUCCAAGACGCUGACGGCGCACGACAUCAACCAGGACCUCCAUCACACGCCCACCAAGGAGCGCAACCUGUCCAAGAUGAAGCGCGAACACAAGGCGGCUCGAACGCUGGGCAUCAUCAUGGGCACCUUCAUCCUCUGCUGGUUGCCUUUUUUCCUCUGGUACGAUACGGUGUACCUGUGCGAUUCGUGCCGGUUGAAUUGCCCGCCCGAGGUGGUCGCCGUCAUGUUCUGGAUCGGUUACUUCAACUCCACGCUGAAUCCGCUCAUCUACGCCUACUUCAACAGGGACUUUCGGGAGGCGUUCAAGAACACGUUGCAGUGCGCCUUUUGCAGCCUGUGUAAGAGGCCACCUUCGGAUCUCGAUUAUGUAGAUCACCGGAGGCCGUCGAUGAGGUACGAGGACAGGACGAGGAGCGUCUAUUCGGAGACCUAUCUCAAGCACGUCGACCGGCGGUGCUCCGAUUUCGGGUCGAGUCUCUGA
Molecule: messenger RNA, 1239 nt
Organism: Phyllotreta striolata
Lineage: Eukaryota; Metazoa; Arthropoda; Insecta; Coleoptera; Chrysomelidae
Source: the annotation of a GenBank genome assembly